Messenger RNA from Linum tenue, 147 nucleotides. Lineage: Eukaryota; Viridiplantae; Streptophyta; Magnoliopsida; Malpighiales; Linaceae. The record is from the annotation of a GenBank genome assembly.
AUGGCUCAGUCGUUUCCUCUCCUGCGAGUACGAGUUGCGGCGGCAUUGUGCGGGGGGACGAUGGUCGCUUCAUUCGAGCAUUCACAGCGAACCUUGGAGGGGGUUCAAUCACUCGUGCAGAGCUGGCUGGUAUUGUGUAUGGGUUAA